Molecule: messenger RNA, 1973 nt
Organism: Poecilia latipinna (sailfin molly)
Lineage: Eukaryota; Metazoa; Chordata; Actinopteri; Cyprinodontiformes; Poeciliidae
Product: globoside alpha-1,3-N-acetylgalactosaminyltransferase 1-like
Exons: 10
Coding region: 163-1194 (343 amino acids)
Biological process (GO): carbohydrate metabolic process
Cellular component (GO): membrane; vesicle; Golgi apparatus
Molecular function (GO): hexosyltransferase activity
Source: RefSeq, a predicted model, not a curated record
UCAGCAGGAUCUAAACAUCUCCUGGUCUCUUUACAUAGGAAUCCAGUGAAGCUUAAAGAUCUCCAAUAGACUGUGAAGAGGAGCCUCUUUCAGAAUCUGCUGGAUUUGAAGUUUAGGACGGAGAGGCGUCAGAACAGACUCUGUUGGACUCCGACGAAGACGAUGAACCUAAAGUUUGUGGCAGUGCUUCUGUUUCUGGUUGUGGUAUUGGGAGUGAUGUUCAUCUACCUGAAGCCGAUCUACAGAUUCAGGGAAGGCCUCUGUGAUUCUUCAGAAGGCCGAUCUGGGGAUGGACACCUCUUCAGGAGUCCUGACCUACACUUGGUGGCAACCAAUGGGUUGAAAUACCCACAGCCGAGCAUCACGCAUGGUCGGACAGACGUUGUGUCGGUGACGCCCUGGUUGGCGCCGGUCGUCUGGGAGGGAACCUUCUACCCAGUUCUGCUUGACAGUAUCUACCAAAAGAGGAACAUCACCGUUGCUGCCACAGUUUUUGCUGUUGGGAAGUACAUCAGGUUCCUGAAGGACUUCCUGGAGACGGCGGAGCAGCACUUCUUCGUAGGUUUCAAAGUGAAGGUUUAUGUGUUCACUGACCAGCCGAAUGAGGUGCCCAAAGUGAAAAUGGCUGCUGGCAGAGAGCUGGUGGUGCGUUCGGUGCCGAACUCCAAACGUUGGCAGGAUAUCUCAGCCAGAAGGAUGGAGAUCAUCCAGACCCUGAUCGAGGAGAUGCUCAAAAACGAUGUGGACUACAUCUUCUGUUUGGAUGUGGACUCAAAGUUUCACAGUCGAUGGGGAACCGAGUCUCUAGGAGAACUGGUGGCUGUGAUCCAUCCAGGGUACUACAAAGACGACCGCAGUAAGUUCCCAUACGAACGGCGGCCCGCCUCCAGAGCCUACGUGGCUCCUGGCGAGGGCGACUUCUACUACUGCGGCGGCGCCUUCGGAGGCGUCCUGGCCGAGGUUCAUCAGCUCGCUCAAACCUGCCGCAAGAACUUCGAAGACGAUGCCAAGGAAGGCAUUGAGGCUGCCUGGCAGGAGGAGAGCCACUUGAACAGGUACAUGUGGCUGAACAAGCCCAGUAAGGUUCUGUCUCCUGAGUACCUGUGGCAGGAUUUCAAAGCCAGAAACUCGGAAGUUCGUGUAAUCAGAUUCUCUGGGGUCAUAAAGAACUACAACGAAAUACGACCCAACUGAGCUGAAGUACUGGGCCAACCAACUUCCUGUUCGCUCCGACCCAGACUCAAUACGAGCAUGUGCAAUACUCACCGACUGGAUCAGUUCUGUUGUUUCACUGGUUUAACUGGGAGUCUGUUUGAAGGAACCUGGAAGAACCCAGAGGUUUGUAUGUGAAUUAAAGUGGCUGCUGGUUCUGAUUCUGCAGCUGCUGCUGGUUCUGAUUCUGCAGCUGCUGCUGGUUCUGAUUCUUCUCUUGAUGCCAACGUUCUGCAGGUAUCAGUGAUUGACCGUAACACAUUACUGUAAAAUGGUUCCUUCUUUCAAAUGAGUAAAGUAAAGCUACAUUUGGAAAAAGGUAAUUAGAUUACUGAUACUUCAGACGAACAACGUUUAAUGUUUGGAAGAACAAACAUUAGUUUGAUUUAAAGACAAAAACAUCUUCGUGUGUAGAAAACUUACAUCCAGGGGAAAACUCCUCUUUAAACCUGAGGAAUCAAAACGCAGAAACCCUCGGGCAAUGCUACAACAUCCUGCUAAACAGGUGAAAUGUUUUACUUCACCAACUGUUAAGAGAUGUAAAUGUUAAUAAAUAGAAGUACAGGAGGGCGGGACUUUUAUUUAAAUUCAUUUGUUUGAUUUCAUCCUUGUAAUUUAUGUGAGUGAAAGAGUGUAAACAUUAAAAUAAUUUUAUUUAAAUGGUGGAAUAGGGCUGAUUACGGUUUAACUUAUUUUUUUCAAAUAUGGUGGAAUACACAGAGAAUAUGUUUUAAUACUCAAUAAAAAAUGUUGCAUUCCUA